AAACUUCAUUAGUUUUAGAUUUUAUGGAAGGAAGAGGAUGCAGCUGUUUCUGUGUAAUCACAGUUUGCUGGGCAUCUUAACUUUAUCCAGUCUUUUGACAGGCACAUUGUGCUCUUCUGAACACUAUAUUGAUUGGAGUGAGGCUUCCAAACAAUGCAACACUAAAUACGAAUCGGAGUUAAUAACUGAACGGUACGUGGCAGACCAAAAUCUCACCGCAGAAAUCAUCCAGGAACUGGGAGUCAACGUGUCUGCUUGGAUCGACGGCAGAAUACUGGAGAUUGGGUGCAAAAAUGAUGUAUGUUACAGAAUAGAAAAAGUUCACACAAAUGUGGACAUAAAGAAUCCAUCCAUAUGUGUUACUCCGGAUGGUAUCAAAAUAAAACAGACAAACAUGACGUUCAAAGAGGCCGAACAAUGGUGUCAAAGCGCAAAAUUUGAAAUAAAAGGCGAUUUAUACAAAAAUAUUUUGCAAGACCAGCUUGAAAAGAUUUUGCAUAAACUUUUGACACCAAUUUCCUUCUGGGUUCCAAACAUCGAACUGAGCAGCAAUCGAGAUGUAAAUUGCACCUAUGUGGUUUCCAGAGACAAUAAUACGCUGGAAACACUGUAUGAUGACUGUUCCAUUCCAAUGAUGGGAGUUUGUAUCAACAAUUCAUACAUACCUGAUUAUCAAAUAUCAGUACUUUUAGAAAUGACUCCGAUUAACAUCCCAGUGUAUGAAAUAGAUAUCGGAAAAAUAGAAAUUGACGAGGAAAAAGACUAUUCCAGGGCAGAGGCGCUACAGGUCAUAGGCACUAAGGAGGAUGUUCACAUAGAGGAUCUAUCUAAAAAUAAAUACUCAUUGGAUUUGAAAACAAUUCUUCCUUUCGCCAUUGGUGGACUCAACUUGAUUCUGUUUUUGACUUUGGUUUGCGUCAUCUUUGUCCUGUGGAAAAGGGUAACAGCAAAAUGGAAACUUCUGGCUAAAAGAGAUAACCUUUACGAUCUCUAUGACUCGGAUAAGUCUAGGAAAAGAGACAGGGAUUAUCAAGGGUUGCCAGUAAUGUCUUCUGGCAAUUCUACCCGCGUGAAAAUGCUACCGGAAGUGGAGGAGAAUCCUUAUUCCGAGAUCAACGGAAAGGAAAGUUCCGGUUUCUACAGAGAAACAGCGGCAUCGGUAGUACAAGGGCAAGUUGAAGGGUAUGUCGAUAUGAGAGGAUUGAAAAGAGACACAAACUGUAGUUCGUUUAAAAUUGGAAAGACUUCUAGAAGACAACUUAAUUCUGGGUACGCCGAGUCCGGGCAGAUUGUGUAAAAAGGAAGCCGAUUGGCCAAAGUAACCAGUCGAUUUUAUAACUCGCUACCCUUCUUGUGUAUGUUUGUUGCAAUAGAGCUCACGAAAAAGUUCCCAUUAUAAACAAAUAAGAAUGCACAAUCUUCUUCAUAAAUAUAAUUCAAGAUAACAAAUAUACAGAUUGAAGGAAAAACAGUAAGUCUAUGAAAACUUUGUACGAGCCUAUGAUUUUUGGCAAUGAAAUGGGAUCGGAAAAAAUUGAAGUCUAGACUAUUCAUCGUUUUCACAAUAAUCAAUCCUCAUUAAUUAUAACUGAAGUAAAAUGUUUGCAAUUUUUAAUACCGAAAACUUUCAUUUUUAAAUUUCCUCGUUCGAGAAUGUAUUACGUCACGCUUAAUUUUUUUUAUUGUUUAAAUGUUUUGUAGGGCUUUAAUUGAAAACAAUUAUCAAAGCAUUACAAAUUGACAAAGAUUAGGUCAAAGUUCGUUUUAUUGCUGUGAUUUCACUAUUUUAACGAAACCUAUACAAGUCUAAAAGAAAGUAAAUA
Molecule: messenger RNA, 1823 nt
Organism: Saccostrea echinata
Lineage: Eukaryota; Metazoa; Mollusca; Bivalvia; Ostreida; Ostreidae
Exons: 9
Coding region: 38-1297 (419 amino acids)
Source: RefSeq, a predicted model, not a curated record